AUGACGUAGCGCUUUAGAACGUACCCAAGGCAAGACAGUUUGUUUAUCAACCCUGAUGCAGUUCAGGCGUGGUAGGCUGCGGGGUCAGUUGCCGUCUCAAAGGCCCUCGCGCUACGCAUAGCGAUACCUCGCCCAACGACUGGACGGCAAUUAACCUCUGAAGAAGGACUCAACAGGUGCAAUAAUGUGGACCGAGAUCGCCUUAUCGUUAGCCGUUCUGGUGCUCUUCGCCCUGAUUGCUUCCAGCAAGAAGCCGUCUGGCAUUCCUCCUGGGUUGUGGGGGAAACCACUGAUCGGCGUGAUGCCCUCACAUGACAUACCGCUGGGAGACCAGGUGAAGGAACUGUGGAAAAAGCACGGAGACAUUAUUUCCUGGCGCAUGGGAAGUCAACUCUUCAUCUUCAUCUGUGAUUACAGGUUAAUCAAAGCAGCCUUCGCAAAACAGGAAACACAAGACAGACCACCUUACUACAGUUUCAAGGCUUUUACCGAAUUUUUUGAAGCAGGUAUAGGUACCACAAACGGCCAAGUCUGGAUGAAUAACCGGAAAUUUGCUCUCCACCACCUGAAGGAGUUGGGGAUGGGGAAAACCUACCUAGGAGAAGCCAUCAAGGAAGAAGCGAGACUCCUGGUCGAGGACUUCAGGAAACAGGUCAACCGUCCCGUAGAUUUACCCUGGUCUAUUAAUGUUGCCGUGCUUAAUGUCAUCUGGCAAAUGAUAGCAGGAACCCGCUACGACAUCAACGAUGCGAAAAUAAUCCGGCUUCACAAACUACUCAACGAGGCACUGGCUUGCUUCGACGGCCCCGUGGUGUAUCUCGAUCUCUUCCCGAGUCUGGUUUACUGGCUUCCGUUUUGGCUCAAGACACGGCUCGGCAUGAAUCAGAUCUACGAAAAUUCUAAGAUUAUCAGGACCUUUAUACAGGAAGAAGUCCUGAAUCAACAUGUGAAAAACAUCGACCGAGAUAAUCCCAAGGACUUCAUCGAUUCGUACUUAGUGGAAAUGGAAAAGAGGAAGAAUGAUCCUGAAUCUACAAUGAGCAUGGACGAUCUUACUUAUGGGCUGAUCGAUUUCUUUGGCGACGGAACAUCGACGACUUCAGCCACCACGAGGUGGGCAGUGUUUUACUUGGCGAAAUAUCCGGAGAUCCAGAAGAAGGUUCACAAUGAAAUUGACAGCAUCGUACCCCGGGAUGAGCUGCCGUCUCUCGAACACAAAGCCAGGUUACAUUACACCGAAGCCUUUAUCCAUGAAGUAAUGAGAGUAGCUUCGGUUGCACCCUUAGGUGGACCUCACAUCACCUCUGAAGAAUUUGAGCUGGGAGGUUACAGGAUGCCCAAGGACUCCAUCAUCUUAGGCCACCUGGAAUUCUGCCACAAGCACCCACGUUACUGGGAGAAGCCCAACGAAUUCUAUCCAGAGCAUUUCCUGGACGAGAACGGGAAGUUCUGUGCGAAGAAAGAGGGCUUCCUUCCCUUCGGCAUAGGCCGCAGGAUAUGCAUCGGAGAGGCUUUGGCACGCAUGGAACUCUUCUACUUUAUCACGGCCCUGAUACAGAAUUUCACCUUCACCGUACCAGACGGCGAGACACUGACCACCGAGAAGAGCACCUCUGAGAGGAUCUUCGCCUUCCCAACUUCUUUCAAGAUCCUGAUUACUGAAAGGACAUAGUUUCGUUUAUGACUGUCCUUUUUGUCUGAAGGGAAACGAAUUCUUUUGUAAUUUUCCAUUUACAAUUUUUUUUCUAAACUGUUUAGUUCAAAUAAUAGGUUGAUAAAGAUAACUGGGUAUAAAAAUAAAUUUUCUUAGAAUUUUCCAAUUUCCAUUUUUUGUGUGUGUGAAAAAUGGCCUAAUUCUAAGUUUGAAAUACGAGACAGGUAAGGGUUUCAUAGACGUAACUGUAUAUGAAAGGAACUUUCAUGUAAUUUUUCAUUUUCAAAAUUUUGUGGAACACUUUCUGACUCGAAGUUUAAAAUCAUUGGUAGGUGAAGGGUUUCAUUACGGUAACUGUUCACGUAAUGAACUUUUUUUGUAAUUUCCCAUUUCCAAAUUUUUUUGAAAAAUUGACCACAAGUUUAAAAUAAGAGGUAGGUGGGAUCUUUCACAAAGAUGAAAGCAUUGUAUGGCAUGAAAAGAGCUGUAGAAAUUUUAUAAAAACCUAAUAUAAUCUUAAAACUUAUCCUAAUGAAUAGUUACUAAUAAAAUGAUCAAGGAUUACUAUAAAUAAAUUACUGAGGAAACAACAA
Macrobrachium nipponense is the source of this 2247-nucleotide messenger RNA. Its product is annotated as cytochrome P450 2L1-like. The record is from RefSeq and is a predicted model, not a curated record. Gene Ontology annotation, biological process: xenobiotic metabolic process. Gene Ontology annotation, cellular component: intracellular membrane-bounded organelle; cytoplasm. Gene Ontology annotation, molecular function: steroid hydroxylase activity; oxidoreductase activity, acting on paired donors, with incorporation or reduction of molecular oxygen, reduced flavin or flavoprotein as one donor, and incorporation of one atom of oxygen; heme binding. Lineage: Eukaryota; Metazoa; Arthropoda; Malacostraca; Decapoda; Palaemonidae. The transcript has 10 exons. Bases 185 to 1672 code for a protein of 495 amino acids.